Molecule: messenger RNA, 1197 nt
Organism: Histoplasma mississippiense
Lineage: Eukaryota; Fungi; Ascomycota; Eurotiomycetes; Onygenales; Ajellomycetaceae
Exons: 2
Coding region: 1-1197 (398 amino acids)
Biological process (GO): maturation of SSU-rRNA from tricistronic rRNA transcript (SSU-rRNA, 5.8S rRNA, LSU-rRNA)
Cellular component (GO): small-subunit processome; Pwp2p-containing subcomplex of 90S preribosome
Molecular function (GO): protein binding; snoRNA binding
Source: RefSeq, a predicted model, not a curated record
AUGGCCACGGCGAGCGAUAAAGCUCGCUUUUAUCUGGAGAAGCUUGUACCGGAAUUCAAGGAGUACGAGAAGAAAAAGAUAUUUUCAAAGGAUGAAAUUGCAGCGAUCCUGAAGAAACGAUCUGAUUUUGAGCAUAGAAUCAAUGCGACAGGGCCCAAACCUGCAGAUUACGCCCAGUAUGCGGCGUACGAAAUGAACCUGGACACCCUGCGACGGAAGCGGAUAAAACGACUAGGCGUUAAAUCACCCAUGCAUUCUGGCCAGAGACGGGUAUUUUUCAUUCUCGACCGCGCAACGAAGAAGUUCUACGGCGAUAUCAGCCUAUGGAUGCAGUACAUCGAAUAUGCCAGGCGGCAGAAGGCGUAUAAGAAGCUCGGUCGGAUUUUUAUGAAUGCGCUGCGAUUACAUCCUACGAAGGUCGAGCUGUGGAUAUAUGCAGCCCGAUAUGCGCUGGAAGACCACGGGGAUAUGACACAGGCACGCAGUUAUAUGCAGCGGGGUCUGAGGUUUUGCAAGAGCUCUAAAUUACUUUGGCUGCAGUAUGCUAAGCUUGAAAUGCUAUAUAUCACGCGGAUCACAACGCGGCAACAGAUUCUGGGCCUGGAUGGUACUCGAAAAUCUUCCUCGAUGCCUGCUGACUCUGCAACGGAUCCGAAUGCAGAUGUUAUUGCCCUUCCGGUUGUGACGGAAGAAGAUAUCAACCCAAGCCUCGGGAAGGAAGAUGGAGUUGACGAGGCCGCCCUUGAAAACCUCAACUCAACACCCGCUCUCACUGGAGCUAUUCCCAUCGCAAUCUUCGAUGCUGCUAUGAAACGGUUCGGUAACGACGAUGCCAUUGGCCGUGACUUUUAUGUCAUGGUCUCCGAGUUUACAAACACGCCCUGCCUUCGCAGGGUGCUCGGCCACAUUGUCGAAUUUAUGAUGGCAGAAAAUGCAACAAGUCCCAACGCACAGAUAUGUUAUAUCAUGUUCCCCACGGCUGGUAUCGAGGUAACUUCUGCGCGAUUCCCGCAAGCAUUUGGUACCUCCCUUAGUCGAUUAAAAGAAUGCAAGAGCCACAACAUCGCUGGAAACAAAAGCCUAGCGAAGGAGGUUGUCUCCUGGCUACAACCAUUGAUGACGCUAGAGAGACUCGAUCCAGAUCUGCAAAAGGUGAUGAGGGCAACCCUGCGAAAUGUUGAAGGAUCGUUGAGUUGA